Penicillium atrosanguineum is the source of this 915-nucleotide messenger RNA. RefSeq lists its product as uncharacterized. The record is from RefSeq and is a predicted model, not a curated record. The transcript is spliced from 2 exons. The coding region runs from base 1 to 915 and encodes 304 amino acids. NCBI's taxonomy places the organism in Eukaryota, Fungi, Ascomycota, Eurotiomycetes, Eurotiales, Aspergillaceae.
AUGAAGUUCGCCCGGGCAACAGCACUACUCUUACUCGGCUCCACAGGGGUCUCCUCUCUCACUAUCCCUCAGCCCGAGUCCGAAUCAUCCGCACUUGCUGAACGAGAUGACGCGCUUGUUUAUGGUGAAUUCCUAGACCUCGAAAAGCGACGAGGAGGAGGAGGUGGUGGAGGAGGGCGCAGUGGAGGAUCCUCGUCUUCUUCUUCUUCUUCCUCUUCUUCUGGGGGAUCUUCGGGAGGUCGUUCUGGUUCGUCUAGCAGCAGCUCAAGUGGAUCCAGUCGCGGAGGAAGCUCAUCCAGCUCAGGCAAUUCAGGCAGUUCCGGCAGCUCCGGCAGCUCUGGCAGCUCUCGCAGUGGCUCCACCAGUUCUUCCAGCAACCGCGGAGGGUCAAGCAGCAGCGGAUCAGGCACUCGAGCCUCUUACGGCGGUGGAAGAUACUAUGCCGGCGGUGCGCGUACACCCUAUACUGCUGGCGCCAGGUCUCCGGGGAGGAUCACUCCAUACCUCUUGCCAGUUGCGGCAUUGGCCUUCUUCCCAGGUAUCUGGCUGUACAGUGCCUAUGCUUACCCUUACGGCCAUCCGUACUACUACGAGAACGAGCAAAACCACCACAACGAAUCCAUGCCGGUGGUCUGUGUGUGCGAAGAGUACCAUGAGUGUGGCUGUGAUGACAACAACAACAGCACCUAUUAUCAAUCCCUAUUCAAUGGGACCCAGCCCAAAAACACCACUGUCACCCGCGUGGUCGAUGUGAACGGCACCGAAAAGAUUUAUAUCAACGGCACACUAGCCAACGGCACCACCGCUGCCGACAGUUCCUCAUCGGGGGCUUCAGCCUCAGUACAGACUUUGCUGCAUGCUAGUGGGUACUGGGUCACUGCGGCCGUGGUUGCUACCGCCGCGUGGGUAGUUUAA